UUGUCACUGUUGUUACUGUUGUCACCGCUGACACCAUUGUCACCGUUGUCACUGUUUUUACCGUUGUCACUGUUGUCACCGUUAUCCUUGUUGUCAUUGUUGUCUCCUUUAUCACUGUUUUCACUGUUGUCACUUUUGUCACCGUUGUCACUUUUGUCAUUGUUGUCACCAGUGUCAGUGUUGUCACCUUUGUCACUAUUGUCACUGUCGUCACCGAUGUCACCGCUGUUACCGUUGUCACUGUUGUCACUCUUGUCACUAUAGUCACUGUUGUCAACGUUGUCACCGUUGUCACCGUUGUCACUGUUGUCACUGUUGUCAGCAUUGUCCCCGUUGUCACAGCUGUCAUUGUUGUCACCAUUGUCACCAUUGUCACUGUUGUCACUGUUAUCAGUGUUGUCAAUGAGGUCACCAUUGUAGCUUUUGUCAUUGUUGUCACCGUUGUCACCGUUGUCACUGUGGUCACCGUUGUCACUGUUGUCAUCGUUGUCACCGUUGUCACUGUUGUCACUGUUGUCACCGCUUUCACUGUUGUCACCGUUCUCACCAUUGUCACUGUUGUCACUGUUGUCACUGUUAUCACUGUUGUGAUUGUUGUCACUGUUGUCACUUUUGUCACAGUUGUUACUCUUGUCACUGUUGUUACCAUUUUCACCGUUGUCACUGUUGUCACCAUUAUCACCGUUGUCACCGUUGACACCGUUGUCACUGUUGUCACUAUUGUCACCUUUGUCACUGUUGUCAUUGUUGUCACCGUUGUCAAUGUUGUCACCGUUUUCACUGUUGUCACUAUUUUCACUCUUUACACUGUUCUCACCGUUGUUGCAGUUGUCACUGUUGUCACCGAUGUCACUUUCGCACUGUUUUAACUGUAGUCGUCGUUGUCACUGUUGUCACUGUUUUCACUGUUGUCUCUAUUUUCGUCAUUGCCAUGUUUUUCACCGUUGUCACUGUUGUCACCAUUGUCGCUGUUGUCACCGUUAUCACCGUUGUUACCGUUGUCACCCUUGCCAUACUUGGCACUGUUUUCACUGUUGUCACCGUUGUCAAUGUCGUCACCGUUGUCGCUGUUAUCACCAUUGUGGCUGUUGUCACUGUUGUCACUGUUGUUACUGUUGUCACUGUUCUUACCAUUUUCACUGUUGUCACUGUUGUCACCGUUUUCACCGUUUUCACCGUUGUCACCGUUGUCACUGUUGUCACCGUUGUCACUGUUGUCAUUGUUGUCACCAUUGUCACUGUUGUCACUGUUGUCAAUGUUGUUACUGUUCUUACCAUUUUCACCAUUGUCACUGUUGUCAUCGUUGUCACUGUGUCACCGUUGUCACUGUUGUCACUGUUGUCACCGUUGUCACCGUUGUCACUGAUGUCACCAUUGUCACUCUUGUCACUUUUGUCACUAAUGUCACUCUUGUUACGGUUGACACUGUUGUCACUGUUGUUACCAUUUUACCGUUGUCAGUGUUGUCACUGUUUUCACCAUUGUCACUGUUCUCAACGUUGUCACUGUUCUCACCUUUGUCAUUGUUGUCAUUGUUGUCACUGUUGUAACUGUUGUUACUGUUGUGAAUGUUGUCACAGUUGUCACUGUUCACAUCAUUGUCACCGUUGUCACUGUUGUCACUGUUGUCUUCAUUGUCACCGUUACCACCGUUGUCACUGUUGUUACUGUUGUCACCGCUGACACCAUUGUCACCGUUGUCACUGUUUUUACCGUUGUCACUGUUGUCACCGUUAUCCUUGUUGUCAUUGUUGUCUCCUUUAUCACUGUUUUCACUGUUGUCACUUUUGUCACCGUUGUCACUUUUGUCAUUGUUGUCACCAGUGUCAGUGUUGUCACCUUUGUCACUAUUGUCACUGUCGUCACCGAUGUCACCGCUGUUACCGUUGUCACUGUUGUCACUCUUGUCACUAUAGUCACUGUUGUCAACGUUGUCACCGUUGUCACCGUUGUCACUGUUGUCACUGUUGUCAGCAUUGUCCCCGUUGUCACAGCUGUCAUUGUUGUCACCAUUGUCACCAUUGUCACUGUUGUCACUGUUAUCAGUGUUGUCAAUGAGGUCACCAUUGUAGCUUUUGUCAUUGUUGUCACCGUUGUCACCGUUGUCACUGUGGUCACCGUUGUCACUGUUGUCAUCGUUGUCACCGUUGUCACUGUUGUCACUGUUGUCACCGCUUUCACUGUUGUCACCGUUGUCACCAUUGUCACUGUUGUCACUGUUGUCACUGUUAUCACUGUUGUGAUUGUUGUCACUGUUGUCACUUUUGUCACAGUUGUUACUCUUGUCACUGUUGUUACCAUUUUCACCGUUGUCACUGUUGUCACCAUUAUCACCGUUGUCACCGUUGACACCGUUGUCACUGUUGUCACUAUUGUCACUUUUGUCACCGUUUACCGUGUCACAGUUAUCACUGUUGUCACCGUUAUCACUUUUGUCACUGUUGUCAUCGUUGCCACUGUUGUCACUGUUGUCACAUUUGUCACCGUUGUCACUGCUGUCACUGUUGUCACUAUUGUCACUGUUGUUACCAUUUUCACCCUUGUCACUGUUUUCACCAUUGUGA
Messenger RNA from Porites evermanni, 2565 nucleotides. Lineage: Eukaryota; Metazoa; Cnidaria; Anthozoa; Scleractinia; Poritidae. The record is from the annotation of a GenBank genome assembly.